Molecule: messenger RNA, 192 nt
Organism: Opisthorchis viverrini
Lineage: Eukaryota; Metazoa; Platyhelminthes; Trematoda; Opisthorchiida; Opisthorchiidae
Exons: 2
Coding region: 1-192 (63 amino acids)
Source: RefSeq, a predicted model, not a curated record
AUGACAGCAACAUCAGUGUUGGCACUGAUGCUUCACUGCCGUACAACCAUAAAACUCACCUCUUCACAUAUUGCUGGGAAUUUCGCCCGCGGUACGGCACCACCAGGUGCAUUCAAGCACUUAAUAUUAGGCCGUAAGUUGGCGCUGCUCAAAUCCCUGAGAAAUAUCCCAGCCAAUCCCGAACGUAACUGA